UGCUUUCAUCCUCAUCCGGGCUCUCAUCCAUGUCUGACUGUUUACAUUCUGAUUGGAGGGAAUAAAUCAUCAAACUUUAAUCCUGUGUGUGGGGGGAGAUCCGCCAACCGCUUUUCGCGCUUUGAUAUAACAUUCUGACUGCCGUCAGUGUUACGUAACGGGAGUGCGGGUGUUACGAUGCAGUGAGGCUGCGUGAAUCAUCCCGGCAUCCUUUUCCCUUCUUCUUGUCUCUCGCGGAGCUCCGAUUCAAACUCAGGAGCAGGAACGAUCAAAGAGUCACGUGACCCAGAAAAGCCCCCUUUGAUGAGUAGAGAGAUCACAGAAUGAGGGACGGACGAGCGAGAGAUGACAGCUGCUGCUUCUGUCCCCGCAGAUCCGCGUGAGCCCGCGCGGGCAGAGGUCAUGCUGCGGGGGGAGUCCGGCUCCCACGGACCCUGCACCUCCGCACAGACGUCCGACCACGACGAUGAGGUGGGUGCGAGCUGUGAGGAGGCAGUGUGUCUGUGCCAGGCCGGUCCCUGUACACUUCAUUCAGAAGCACCCACGCCCACACCGGACACGCUGCUGUGCCGGCACUGUGGGAAGAACCGAGUCAUGGUAACCAGGUACUCUGAGGGAUACGGCACAGAGGAGGACGGCGUGCUGUCGGAGCCUCAGAGGGACAGCGAUGCAGACGCAGACAUCGAGGACACUGACUGCAGGCUGCAGAAACCUGGAACUCUCCAGCGGAUCAGCUCAAGGAGACGAAAGCGCCCCCAAGUGGCGCGACAAGACACCACAGAGAGUGAAGAUGAUGGUGGGCGGAGCCACAAAUCACACCGCUGGAACCUGCGCCUCAGUCCUGACCGAUCUCACAGCAGGACCAUCCUGGAGGAGAGCGUGUCUCAGGUCAGGCCGCUGGUCAUCAGUCAGCCAAACGCCGACGGUCAGAAGAGUCGUGAGGAGGACACUGGGAGCUCCAAGCUGAAGCGUUUGUGGUCGUCAGCACUCUCUGCUCCUCUCAUCCUCCUCCUGGCCCUCUCCGUCUUCAUUGUCAUCGUGUUCUUCCUCCUGCCGUGGACCAGAGCGUGACCCCAGGUUGUCAGUAGUCAGAUGCUGGACGGAGAACCAGAUGUGCUUCUUUAGCCUUAAGGGAAAACACCAAAAUGACAAAGGAUUUGGUUUCUAUCAAGUAAAUAAUACUGCUUUUUAGGAAAGAUGUGAAAUCUGUUCAAACUAAAAGUUGGUCACCUUCUCAGACAUCACCAUCAUGAUGAACUCCUGUCUCACUCAAGAUCUCCAGGGUAAAAACUCAAAGUUCCUCCUCUGAGUUGAAGGAAUUUUGCAACCUAAAAUCCAGAAGUGUUGAGAGAAAAAGACUGUCACAAGAGGGAUCAGUUGAGCAUUGGCAAAAACUGUCCAAACAGAGAAGUGGAACACUUUCUCCACCAAAUGAACCAACACUAAGCUGGAGGUCACGACGUACCAAGGAGGACCUCUUCAUCUGCAAAUCAGGAACCAGUUUGAUCAAAGGGCCGCCAGCAGCUGCCCCGGUUCUCAAUGCUUUUAUAUACUCCUGGGACAUAAGAAAUCAUGUCAAAUAGUGUCUGGAAGGCCACAAGAACAAAUGUAAUGGAAGUUUUUUACAGAUCUCUUAAGCCUCGCUUCCAUUGAGCGGUUUGUUUUGCGUGGUGCAGACCGCUAGCGUGUCAUUGCAUAAUUUUAGUGCGACAACUAGAAAAGCAACAACAAUAGAGGUCAUCCAGCAGCUCGACUUUUUCUUGCUUCACUUUUUGUACAUGGUGUGGAACAGCAUUUGAAUUUUGUUUGAAGGAAGAUUGCGGGCGGCUAAGAACAAUACUGCCGUUGGAAACGUAUCCUUAAAUAAGCAUUAUACUGGGGCUUUCUAAUGUCGUAAACACUUUCUUUCAAUCAACGGGUGGAAACAGCGACUCCGCUCCAACCCUCUCGUUCCUCUUUUCUAUUGACGUUCAAAAGUCUUGCGUUCUCGUGGAGCUACACAACUUUUUAAGACCGUUUUUGGGCUCGACCUACAGAGCUAAAGUUAAAACCGGUCAAACUUUGACCAAUCAGGGGCUCAGAUUUGUUAAUGACGUAUGGUUGAUGUCCUUUCUAGUUCACGGAAGUGCCAACCGUUUUAGAAUUGAUCAUGAAGGAGAAAUUAAUAAUUGAAUCUGUGUCCGGUUGGAAUAACGUCAGAUUCACACCGCAUGCAGAAGCGAAGCGACGCGGAAUGAAGGCCUCUUCCAUUCGGCGCCCUUGUUAAUCUAUAGUUUAGUUUACACCAGACGCGGAGUUCCACGGUCCUCCCUGGCUGGCUCGCACCGUAUGGUGAUCGUCACACAAAAGAUCUGAUCAAUUUUCAAAAAUAUAGAAAUUUUUCACAAUAAAACACAGCGAUUGACAAAUGCAAUCAUAUCUUUGUGUCUAAACCAGUGGUGUCAAACAGGACGUGGCCCGCUAGAUGGUUUAAUCCUGCCCAGUCAUAAAAAAAACAUAAAGAUGCCGUGAUAAAAAAAAAAAAGCACGUUUCUAGCCCAUUACUUUGGCAAGUUAUGGUUAUAUAAAGAAAUGGCUGCAAUGUGCAACUCCGCUACUAGGGGGAACAAAGUAGUGACCCGACAUGGGAUGGGGGCUGGGGGUUGGGUUCUGGUAAUGGCAAAAAAAUAAAUAGAUAAAAUAAAAUAAAAUAAUCGACCGUCCCAGGAAAAUACGUGUCUGGUGUGAAAUGAAGGUUAAUGGGUACCAAUACCGCGCACACACAUCGCUUUGCAGUACUUCCGCGUGCGGUGUGAACCAUCCGUUUAUAUGUCACCAAGUCUUUAAGUAUUGGAAUAGAGCUGCACAAAAAGAAGAAAAAAAA
Molecule: messenger RNA, 2863 nt
Organism: Oryzias melastigma (Indian medaka)
Lineage: Eukaryota; Metazoa; Chordata; Actinopteri; Beloniformes; Adrianichthyidae
Exons: 6
Coding region: 346-1071 (241 amino acids)
Source: RefSeq, a predicted model, not a curated record